Messenger RNA from Dromaius novaehollandiae (emu), 4904 nucleotides. RefSeq names its product sonic hedgehog signaling molecule (gene SHH). Gene Ontology annotation, biological process: protein autoprocessing; cell-cell signaling; oligodendrocyte differentiation. The coding region runs from base 273 to 1541 and encodes 422 amino acids. Gene Ontology annotation, molecular function: patched binding; calcium ion binding. Lineage: Eukaryota; Metazoa; Chordata; Aves; Casuariiformes; Dromaiidae. The record is from RefSeq and is a predicted model, not a curated record. The transcript is spliced from 3 exons.
AUAAUAUAGAACUAAAGGCAGACUCCUCUCACAAGCGUCUUGCUUUGCUACCAUUAAAAUCAGCCCCUUUUUUGUCUCCCGCUUGCUGUCUCCCGACCAAACUCCGAUGUGUUCCGUUAUCAGCGACCUAAAGGCUGCCAUUCCAGCACCUGUCCUGCUAGGGAUCGGUGGAUAGCACACGAUUCAGAAAGCAGACAAGGACAUAGGAGGCGAGAGAGCUCUAGAGAGACAGCCAGGGAUAGGCACAGAGAGCUUUGAAGUAAUUGGAUUCAAUGGACGAAAUGCUGCUGUUGACAAGAAUUCUCUUGGUGGGCUUCAUCUGCGCUCUUUUAGUCUCCUCUGGGCUGACUUGUGGACCAGGCAGGGGCAUUGGAAAAAGGAGGCACCCCAAAAAGCUGACCCCUUUAGCCUAUAAGCAGUUUAUUCCCAAUGUGGCAGAGAAGACCCUAGGGGCCAGUGGAAGAUAUGAAGGGAAGAUCACAAGAAACUCCGAGAGAUUUAAAGAACUAACCCCAAAUUACAACCCUGACAUUAUUUUUAAGGAUGAAGAGAACACGGGAGCUGACAGACUGAUGACUCAGCGCUGCAAGGACAAGCUCAACGCGCUGGCCAUCUCGGUGAUGAACCAGUGGCCGGGGGUGAAGCUGCGGGUGACCGAGGGCUGGGACGAGGACGGCCACCACUCCGAGGAGUCGCUGCACUACGAGGGCCGGGCCGUGGACAUCACCACGUCGGACCGCGACCGCAGCAAGUACGGCAUGCUGGCCCGCCUCGCCGUCGAGGCCGGCUUCGACUGGGUCUACUACGAGUCCAAGGCCCACAUCCACUGCUCGGUGAAAGCAGAGAACUCGGUGGCGGCCAAGUCCGGGGGCUGCUUCCCCGGCUCGGCCACGGUGCACCUGGAGCAAGGCGGCACCAAGCUGGUGAAGGACCUGAGCCCCGGGGACCGCGUGCUGGCAGCCGAUGCGCAGGGCCGGCUGCUCUACAGCGACUUCCUCGCCUUCCUGGACCGCGAGGACGGCUCGCCCAAGCUCUUCUACGCCAUCGAGACGCGGCAGCCCCGGGCCCGGCUGCUGCUCACGGCCGCCCACCUGCUCUUCGUGGCCCCCCGGCACAACCAGUCGCAGGCGGAGGCGGCCCGGAGCCGGGCGCUCUUCGCCAGCCGCGUGCGGCCGGGCCAGCGGGUCUACGUGCUGGGCGAGGGCGGGCGGCGGCUGCUGCCGGCGGCCGUGCACCGCGUGUGGCUGCAGGAGGAGGCCUCGGGGGCCUACGCCCCGCUCACCGCACAGGGCACCAUCCUCAUCGACCGCGUGCUGGCCUCCUGCUACGCCGUCAUCGAGGAGCACGGCUGGGCGCACUGGGCCUUCGCCCCCUUCCGCCUGGCCCACGGGCUGCUGGCGGCGCUGGGCCCCGGCCUGCCCGCGCCCCCCGAGCCCGCCGCCGGCCUCCACUGGUACUCGCGCCUCCUCUACCGCCUGGGCAGCUGGGUGCUCGACAGUGACUCCCUGCACCCGCUGGGCAUGGCAGCGCCGGCCAGCUGAGAGGGACGCCCGCCCCGGGGCAGGAGAGGAGGAACGAAGCAGAAACGACGCGGAAACCCUAUUUUUGAAAACAGAGAGAGAGAGCGCGGAUUGAGACUUAAAGAUAAUAAUAAUAAAAUAACGAUAAUAAAGUAGGACAGUCCAAAGUAGACUUUAAGGGAGACAAAGACCCCGGGAAGUUCUGUGCUGUUUAGUUUAUAAAUAUAUAUAUAUUUUUAUUUGUUCUUUUGUUUUGUCGUUUUGUUCGUUGUUUUAUUAUUUUUUUUCCUCCUCUCCUGGAUAUUUAUUUCUUUGGUGUUUUGAAUAGAUGUUUUAAAUGAUAUGAACCGGACCUUCAAGAGCCUUAAAUAGUUUCUUUGAUAAUUUAUUAUCAUGUGAACUGUACUCACAGGGGAAAAAAAAAUUAUUUUGUGAGGCCGAGCAAAACUGCGCAGAGUCUAUUUUUCUACAUGUCACGUGUGUCCUGACUUUCAGAAAGCAAAUUCUGUACUUUCCCAUCUCUCCAUUCCAUCGCUCCUUCAUUUCAGCAAGCCUAAAAACCGAGCGAACAAGAAAGACAAACUUCAUGGGGGUCCGUAAAUUAUAUUUUUAUACACAGAAUUGUAAAUUAGAUUUUUUUGAGAGAUCAAUACUUAACUGAAUCACAUUUCGUUUUUUGAAAUAGUGUAAAAUAUGAGAAUAUAUUAUUUUAAUUUAAAUAGUUUCAAAUGUAACGUCAUUUCCUGUAUUGUUUUCCAUGUCUCUUAAAUAUUUUGCUUUGUAAAAACACCAUUUGGCCACGUUCAUGGAAGUCAAGACUGUUACACAAACUUUUUAUUUGCAAAAACCGCAAGAAACUUUGUUAUUUUUAACUUCAAAAAAUUUAUUAGAAAAUAAUAUUUUUUAAAAAGCGCACAUGGCGGCAAUUCUGUGACGAUGGAGAUGGUAGUUUGUACAGAGGGGAGAAAAGGAUGUUUUGCAUUAAUAAAUUGAGAAAUAACUGCUGUAAAUUUACUAAAAUGUAUUUUUGAAUAUUUUGUAAUAGUUUUAAUAGUUUUAUAGAAAUAAAAUGUGCCAUGCACAGUCUGGUUAGUAUAUAAUAACUAAGAGUUCCUGGUGCAUCCCAUUUUUUUCUUUUCUUUUUUUUUUUUUUUUUUUUGCUUAUUGGUUUAGGAAACAGAAUAUCUAAAGGAGUGCCCGUAAUUUUCUUUAGAUGUGUUGCUUUAUGACUUUUAAUUUUGAUACUUUCAGUGAGUAAGUGAAGACACCGCGUCCACUUUUAACCUUAACUCUGUUGUACUAACAGUAGAACCUCACUUGUUUGCACUAACAACCGGGAGAUGCGUUUUCCACCCCCAGGGCUCGGACCCGGCCUCGCCGUCCUUGCUCAGGCGCUGCGCCCAGUUUCAGCUCCGGCUUCUGUGCUCACCGCAAGGUCCCUGCCAGCGGCCGCAGGAGUCUCCUCGUUGGUUCCCACGAGCCCGAGAUCCAGUUUGCCCUUCGGAGCAGACCGUGCCAACAGCUGCACUUCUGUUGCGGCGUCUCGGUGAUUUCAAUUAGCUUCUGGUGAUGCAAAUCUGGCGAAAUGACACCGAAUUUGGCGAAUUCGCACCGCUGGCGCUAGAAGGAAAGUCCAGCGGCUGGAUUUCGCUGGCCGUCUUGCCUGAGUAAAGAUGCAAAGUUUGGGGCCUUUUUGGAAUCAGCGAAGAAAAGAGCGAAACAACCUUUACAAAAAAAAAAAAAAAAAAACAUAAAAAAGCAUAGUGCUUUGCCAAAAAGGGCAACAAAGUUUGUUCAUGUGAUCUGAGAGAUCUUGCUUAGUUGUAAUGCACCAGAAUCCAUCCUGAGACACCGAUUAAUUCAUGUUUUGGAGAUGUGUUUUGGAAGUCCUGGUUGGCUCUGUGGCCUCCUGGCCGAACCAGGCUUGGAAACCCCAGUGGAGGACCCAGGGGCAUGAGGUCCCAUGUGCCGGGUCUGGCCGCGUCUGCCAGUUGCGGGUGCCCAUCAGUGAGGUUCUGCUGUGCUCUGUGAAACUCCCCCUCCUCUGCCCCCAAGGGGCUUUUUCCCUUCUUUUUAAAAAAAGUUUGCAAAACAUUGUGCGCGCGUGUCUCAGACAGGACCGUGAUGGAAGGGAGCUUUCCUUGAAUGUCUUCUCACGUUCUCUUUGGCCUCCACCGCCCGCCCGUUUAGGAUGCUUGCCCCUCGGCUCCACGGCUCGGCUGCGCCGGGAGGUGGCUCCGUGGCGCCCAGGCUGCCCACUGCGACGUCUCGCCACUGGGCCGUGGCCCGCGGGCUGCCACCGGCUCCACGGAGGGCCCGGCGUGACCUUCCCUCCUCAAAGCCUGGGAGCUGCUGGAGCGGUGCUAGGAGACCACUGCCCUGAUCGCAUGUGCAUCCGUGCAAAACUCCAAUGGAUGGAGCAGCCUCGCGAAGGGAUGGCCCAUGGGGCCGUGUGCGUAGGGUUGCGCGCAAAUGCGGUGGGGAUUGUAAACGUCCACAGUGCCGAAAGUGGAUGUUUCAUGGGCAUGUAAAAAUGUGAUCUCUGAACCAAUGUGUCUCCGUGUUUUUAAGAGUUUGUCCUUCAUAUGGCGAUGUCUGGGCAUCUAAGCUCUCUUACCCGUGUCUCUGAACAGCAGUUGGUGUUUUAUGAGGCCUUUAGUGUCAGAAAAUGACAAUGUCAAAGCUUAUCUCCUUCAGAGUCCAUGUGGUGGAAGUGUUUAGAGGUGUCAGCAAUUGAACUUAAGACCUUGUUUUGGGGGGGCCUCAAUCUAAACUGUAAUUGAGAUGAGAAAGAGCUAUUAGAUCAGAGCCCACGCUCUUGAAAGGCAGGAUGUAUUCGCAAUAGAGAACCCAACCUAUCAGGCAUUGCUGCAUUUAUCGUAACCCAAAGGCCAAGACGAGCUCAGAGCUUUGCAGCGUGAGAGGAGCUAAGAUGCUGCCUUAUAUUAGCACCAACCUGUUUCGCCAAGUAAAGAAAUGCUGUGCUGUGUUUCUCAUUGCACGUGUUUCUAAUGACUAUAUGCCUCCCUCUCACCAUGUAUCUAUGACAUCUCUUGCUGAUACCGUCAGCGUGUCACGUCUGGACCACCCCUGCAUCGUAGGCGUUAGAAGUGCUUUGUUAGCUGGACCAAUACAACCUAUAGCUACAGCUCUCCUAUGAAGGAUCUACUGUCAUAACCUUGUGCAAGAAGUCUAGGCAAUGUCACAGUCCAUUUUCAGGGUCCAAGUAUGGCAAUAGUUUGUAUAAAAUGUACACAUAGUGGUGGCUACAGAAUAGUUUAUGACUAAAUACAUAUCUAUUACUGUUAAAAUAAUGUAUAAGAAUGUACUUGAAGCUAUUAUCCUUGUGCUCUGUUGUCUGAAUAAUUAAAGAAAUUACAGAGA